AUGGCGUCGGGUGGGAAUCGACAAAACGGUGCGGGGAUGGAUCAACGGCAACAAGCUGGGCGAAGCAGAGAAAGCGAUUGCGAGCAGCACCCGAGGUCAGGAAUGGGAUCUGAGUGCGAGAGAUCGCCGUCCACUUUGGCAACAAACCCCGUUUUUACGCGUAUUGCAUUCGUGUGCUGGAGUGCUCAUGAACUCUUUGCGUUUAUUACAUUGAAUCGUGAAGUAUUAACCAAUGAAUUCAUUGCGAAACUUUUCUGCAGACUGAUGAAACCGUUGACAGUUUGGAAGCAAGUAUUGGUAAUUCACGAAAAUCGAAAGAAAUGGUCGCUGCAAAAUGUGUAA
Molecule: messenger RNA, 342 nt
Organism: Anisakis simplex (herring worm)
Lineage: Eukaryota; Metazoa; Nematoda; Chromadorea; Rhabditida; Anisakidae
Source: the annotation of a GenBank genome assembly